Messenger RNA from Numida meleagris (helmeted guineafowl), 2224 nucleotides. It is a transcript of the gene KCNC2, whose product is annotated as potassium voltage-gated channel subfamily C member 2. The coding region runs from base 27 to 1541 and encodes 504 amino acids. Gene Ontology annotation, cellular component: neuronal cell body membrane; axon; dendrite membrane. Gene Ontology annotation, biological process: protein homooligomerization; potassium ion transmembrane transport. The transcript has 3 exons. The record is from RefSeq and is a predicted model, not a curated record. Gene Ontology annotation, molecular function: protein binding; delayed rectifier potassium channel activity. NCBI's taxonomy places the organism in Eukaryota, Metazoa, Chordata, Aves, Galliformes, Numididae.
GCCCCAGUCAUGUCCCACCCGGAGCGAUGGGGAAGCUCGAGGACAACGAGAGGGUGAUCCUCAACGUGGGGGGCACGCGGCACGAGACCUACCGCAGCACCCUGAAGACCCUGCCGGGCACCCGCCUGGCCCUGCUCGCCGCCGAGUCGCAGGGCGAGUCCCCCGGCGCCGAGGAGCCGCCGCCGCCCGAGUUCUUCUUCGACCGCCACCCGGGAGUCUUCGCCUAUGUGCUCAACUACUACCGCACCGGCAAGCUGCACUGCCCCGCCGACGUGUGCGGGCCGCUCUUCGAGGAGGAGCUGGCCUUCUGGGGCAUCGACGAGACCGACGUGGAGCCCUGCUGCUGGAUGACUUACCGGCAGCACCGAGACGCCGAGGAAGCGCUCGACAUCUUCGAGGCGCCCGACCUGCUGACGGGCGAGCCGCCCCCCGACGGCGACGACGACGACAUGACGGCCAAGCGGCUGGGCAUCGAGGACGUGGCGGCGGCCGCUGAAGGCAAGGGCGGGCGCUGGAGGCGGCUGCAGCCCCGCGUCUGGGCGCUCUUCGAGGACCCCUACUCCUCGCGGGCCGCCAGGUUCAUCGCCUUUGCCUCCUUAUUCUUCAUCCUAGUUUCAAUCACAACCUUUUGCCUGGAAACGCAUGAGGCUUUCAAUACUAUUAUAAAUAAAACUGAGCAGGUUGUCAAUGGAACAGAAACUGUACCACAGUAUGAAAUUGAGACAGAUCCUGCCCUAACCUAUGUGGAAGGAGUCUGCGUAGUAUGGUUUACAUUUGAAUUUUUAGUGCGUGUUGUUUUUUCCCCCAACAAACUUGAAUUCAUCAAAAACCUCUUGAAUAUCAUUGACUUUGUGGCCAUCCUGCCCUUUUACCUAGAAGUGGGCCUGAGCGGGCUCUCCUCCAAAGCUGCAAAGGAUGUACUUGGUUUCCUCAGGGUAGUAAGGUUUGUGAGGAUCCUGCGAAUCUUCAAGCUCACACGGCACUUUGUGGGCCUCAGGGUGCUGGGCCACACUCUGAGAGCCAGCACCAAUGAAUUUUUGCUGCUGAUAAUAUUCUUGGCACUCGGUGUUUUGAUAUUUGCCACCAUGAUCUACUACGCAGAGCGUGUGGGAGCUCAGCCCAAUGAUCCGUCAGCAAGUGAGCAUACACAGUUCAAAAAUAUCCCUAUUGGUUUCUGGUGGGCUGUAGUCACCAUGACAACCUUGGGGUAUGGGGACAUGUAUCCACGGACUUGGUCAGGUAUGCUGGUGGGAGCCCUGUGUGCGUUAGCAGGGGUGCUCACCAUAGCCAUGCCUGUGCCUGUGAUUGUUAACAACUUUGGGAUGUACUACUCCCUGGCCAUGGCAAAGCAGAAACUGCCGAGGAAGAGGAAGAAGCACAUCCCUCCUGCUCCUCAAGCUAGCUCUCCCACCUUCUGCAAGACAGACUUGAACAUGGCCUGCAAUAGCACACAAGGGGACAUCUGCCUGGGCAAGGACAACCAGUUGAUGGAGCACAACAGAUCAUCAGGUAGGACCCCACUGGAGAUGCAUGUCCUCUGAGAAUGCUUUAUAGACCAGUAUGUUUGGUAGGGGUCAGAAAGCAGCCAGUCUUUCUGCCAGGAGAAGACAUAGCUCCCACCCUUCUCCCCUCCAGUGUUUGCGUGUGUCAGUCUCAUAGAGGACAAAAUAGUUAUAGUGACAUUCUCAAACCUCUAUGUAGCUGGUCUAUACAGUUUUGCUUGCUCUGUUGAGAAUGCUUUCCUGCUGAUGAUAUCAACCUUUUCUUUUGCCUGUUGUUUGUUGUGUUAUAUGGAUGUUUCUUGUUUUUUCUGCAUGACUGUGACUAUUUGAGCAGCCACUGUGUCCCACUCUGUUGGACUCCAUGGUGUUUUGCCUCAGUGUUUGUCUCUUGUGUCAGCUUUGCCUGUGCCACAUCGUGGCCUGUUAAGCAAGAUCCUACAAAGAAGCAGUCAUUUAAAAGGAGCAGGUGCUUUACAUCAAAAGCCCAGCACUCAAAGGAAAUAAAGAGAAAUUCUCUCUCUAGUUCUCUUUCUAUUUGGCAUUCUGCUUCCCUGGCUAGAAAAAAAAUCCUUCAUCUGUGUUAGAUGAGACAUUGCAUGACAUUUACUAUUAAUUGGGUGAUAAAAGUGAAACUGAUGUAGGGUUUUUCAAGAAAAAUGAAAAUAGCCCCUCACCACAUCCAUGUUAUUAGUGUUGAUUUUCAUGAUUUUUAUUACCUUACU